Messenger RNA from Mollisia scopiformis, 917 nucleotides. RefSeq lists its product as uncharacterized. The transcript is spliced from 3 exons. The record is from RefSeq and is a predicted model, not a curated record. Lineage: Eukaryota; Fungi; Ascomycota; Leotiomycetes; Helotiales; Mollisiaceae. Bases 64 to 822 code for a protein of 252 amino acids.
UCAUACAAAUCCACCACGUUUCCUCCGCUGUGCAAUCUCAUUCAACUAUAAUCCGUCUCAUACAUGAGCAAUACUUUCGUCCAGGUGAAUAGCAUUGGUGAACAGAACGGGCUAGGUCCACGCUUGGUGCGUCCGUGGACGAAACCCAAGUAUAUAAUGUGUAGUCUUCUUCCAUGCAACACAACCUUUCCUUGUCUCCAACACAACAAACAUCGACAAAGAUCAUCAACCAUGGCACCGAACGGACAGCUACCUAGGCUCAUCUACAGCCUUAGGUCUAGGCCUAAUAACACCCAGAAUGCUGAUAAUAUCAACAACCUCGGUGGUGGAGCUGGUGGAGGUCUUACUGGUAAUACUCAAGCAACUGGUCUCAAUCCUAUCGUUCCGUCAACAGGUUCAGUCAACAACCAUCCUAGCCCUGCUCCCACUGUUCCUUCCAUUGUCCCUCUUCCUACACUUCCUCCAAAUACUACGGUAGCUGCAACUCUCCCUCAAAUCACUGCCGGCGCCAACGGGCGUAUUAUCAGUCAACGUAUUAUGCGCGAUUGGCCGUAUGCGUGGAUUGCUACAGCCCGAAAUAAUAAGGAGAGCAAUCCUCAUAUGUGCCGCCCUUGCGCCAGACAAAAGAAGGGUGCAGUGAACGAAUGCUUUGGUGGUCCAUGGUGCCUCAGAUGCAGACGUGUUGGUAACAGUAAGCACCAGUGCCAAAAUGCUCCAGAGUUUAGGGGUCCACAGGAUCGUCCAGACAAGGGCCCACCGAAGAACAACCAACGAGGUGGCAGGGGUGGUGGCGGAGCGGGAGCAGGUGGCAUUACAGCUUAGUUUCUGCCGGCUUCUCAAAGAUCUUUGAUCGGAAUGGGACAUAACUUCAGGGGACAGCACACAAAAAGCGUUGCAUUAUGGUGAGAAUUUUCGAG